Stegodyphus dumicola is the source of this 5062-nucleotide messenger RNA. RefSeq lists its product as uncharacterized. NCBI's taxonomy places the organism in Eukaryota, Metazoa, Arthropoda, Arachnida, Araneae, Eresidae. The record is from RefSeq and is a predicted model, not a curated record.
GCGCUCAGCCUGAGCAGCCUAUUUGGAAAAAAGGAUGUGGUAUGAAUAGCGAGAAUUUUGAUAGAUAGCGAAUGCUUUGGAUGCACGGAAAUUCCAUAAUAUGCUAAAGCAGUUUUACUAUGAAUAGAUUUCAAGUGAAAUUAUGAGACUGAAGAAACUUUGGCGUCAUCCAUUCCUUUUAGCUUGUUUUGUUUCCUGCUCCCUACUUUGUUUCGUCUACUUAAGGCAUCAAUGGAUGGAUGACUAUGCAGCAUCUGAGCUUUGGGUGUAUGAGAAUAUUCAUAAUUUUCUCAUUAAUACAUCUGGAUGUCAGAUUCCAGCAUUUAAUCCAUGGGACAAAUCAAUCAAGCAUUUAUAUGAGCCUGUUGAUCAAUACAAAUGUAUUGGCUCCCCUUCAUUUCUACGGGUAUUACCUAAUGGUAUAGUAACAUUAGAAGAUGUACUGCUUCAGUAUUAUUAUGAAAUACAAUUUCGUAAUAUUUCUUGUGUUUUUCAAGAAAUUAUUCGCAAUACAUCAAAUGCAGAAAACAUAGAUAAUGAUGUGACAUUUGGAAGAACCCAAGCUUUGAUUUUCGAUCAACCUUUAGGUGCAGAAUUUAUUUACACUACGUGUGAUGCCGGGAGUCGUGUUGGAAUAUUUAAAGAAUUUCUUCCAUUGACUCCCCUGAAGAGCACUGUUGAGAAGUUAUGUAAUCACCGCCAAAAGCAAAUUAACGUGCAUAAGCCAAUGAACGUUAUAUUUUUAGGUAUAGAUUCCAUAUCUCAAUUAAAUUUCAUCCGACACUUUCCGAAAUGUCAGGACUUCCUGUCUAAAGUUUUAUUUGCGAUUAAUUUGAAGGGAUAUAAUAAAGUUGGAGAUAAUACGUUUCCAAAUAUUAUGCCUUUACUAACUGGCCACUUUCAUCAAUAUUAUGACAAGCAUCGUAGUAAUAACUUGUUUUUUGAUGACGUGGAUUUCGUAUGGAAAAUAUUUUCGAAGAUGGGAUAUAGGACGAUGUUAGCUGAAGAUGCUCCCAAUAUUGCUACUUUUAAUUAUUAUGCAAAAGGCUUCAAGAAACCCCCUACUGAUUACUAUUACAGACCUUUUGCUUUAGCUGUAGAAAAAUCGGAGUUAAAAAGCUAAGAGAGAGAACAGUGUUUUGGAACUAAGAUGGAAAUGCAAGUUUUGUAUGAUUACAUAAGAAAUUUUGUGGAAACAAUGGGUAAUGACCGCCCUUUCUUUGUAUUUCCGUUUUUAGCGAGAUUAACUCAUGAUGUCUUUAAUUUUGCCGGAUAUGCAGACGAGCCAACAUACCAGCUACUAAAAUUCUUGCAUGAUAAUCGAAUAUUGGAGAAUACAUUACUUAUAUUUUUCAGCGAUCAUGGUAUCCGUUUUGGACCGAUCCGUAAAACUCGUAUUGGUCAGUAUGAAGAGCGAUUACCUUUCAUAUACUUAGUUUUCCCCAAAUCAUUCCUAAAUAAAUAUGAGAGUAUACAUAAAAAUUUAGUCAUCAAUAGUGAGCGCUUAACAACUCCUUUUGAUAUCCAUUCGACAAUGCUUAAUUUAGCAGCUCUGUUAAGAGGCGAUGCUACUUUCGAAAAUAACAUGAAACCCGGUACUAGCCUUUUUUAUGAGAUACCCUGCAACCGAACAUGUUCUCAAGCUGGAAUAACACCUCAUUGGUGCACAUGCCAAGUCCACCACGCUGUUACGAAGGAAGAUCCAGUUGCACGAAAAUCUGCUGAGGCUGUGAUACAAGCUGUAAAUAAUUUGACCUCUGCCUAUAGAAGAAAUUGUAGUAUUCUAACCCUUGAUGAAUUACUUGAUGUUAAGAUAUCAGAAUAUCAGAAUACACCUCAUACUAAUAUCACACAAAAUAAUAUAAUUACCGAGUAUUUAGUCAUCGUAUCUGCUGCUCCCAGCGAAGCUGUAUUUGAAGCUACGGUACGUUGUGAAACUGUGGAAGAAACUUACUGCAGAGUUGUCGAUGAUAUUAGUAGAAUUAAUGAGUAUGGUGAACAGUCUUCAUGCGUGCCUAAUGCAGUAUUGCGGAAAUUCUGUUAUUGCAUGUGAUAUUCAGAGAAUUAAUCUUCUCGCUUUUUAAUUCAAUGCUAUGAUUUUAACUAAGGAAAUGUUUUUAUUUUUUAUAUUUAUGACAGACGUCUGUCUGUAAAUAUUUUGUUACCAAAUUAUUUCUUGUAUCGACGAAAUAUUUUUAUUUAUUGUUGUAUACUAUUUUGAGGACUGCUAACAUUGGUUUAAAACAUGUAUAGUCCUAGAAAUGCUUCAGUUUUAAAAUAAUAUUCAGAAAUAACAUUAUAGAAAACAUUGUUUUAAGAGCAACAAUUUGUUUACAAAUAGCAACCUUUCCUCUUUCUAGCUUUACUGCAGUUGAAUUAUGGAAAUCACCUUGUACAGUCAUUAGGAUGUUUUGAUGCUGGAGACGUGAAAAAUGGGCACUGCCUCGCCUUGAUUUAAAUACCAGACCUCCCGAAUACACUUCGAGUGUGCUUUCAGUAAAACCACGAAGGUGUGCGGAAAGGAGAGCGAAAAUACCUGAUAUAUAAGAUAAUUUCUCCCCUUUCAAAGAGCGGGGAUGAGGGGACCCAAUCGCCAAAUCUUGGUGGUGACGAAUUAUCAUUCACCAUCUUUUAGCUCGAGCGCCACUGUAGAGACACUAGGAUUUUUUUAUGUUGGAGACGUGAGAAAUGUGCACUGCCUUCACCGGGAUUCGAGAGUCGGACCUCCCGAAUGCUCGUCAAGUGUACUUCCAGUUACAUUACGAGGACAUGCGAAGAGUAGGGAGAAAAUACCUUAUAAUGUCGUAACGUCAGUGAUAAUGUCAUACCUAUAGUUUAUUCAGUGUGCUGUUAUUCACAUCCGAUGGUUCCAUGAAAUUAAAAAUGAAGCCUUACAUCGAAAUUUAAUUGUUGUACAUUUUAAAAUAUUUUAUCUUCCAUGUGAAUAUAUUUUGUAGGUAACAAUGUUUCCAAAUUUUAUAAAAUUUUAAUUUCUCUUGAAGAAGAUACUUGAUAGAAUGCUAUAGCAAAAAGGCACGUGAGUGUAUCCUGAAUUUUUAUAUAGGGUCUGCAGUUUUACAUAAAUUUUUAAUUAUAUUAAUGAACGAAGUUAGAUAUAAUUAAAUUAUCAGGGAUCAGGACCGUUGAACAGUAUCCAAAAGAGGACUUUGUACACGCUUAUAUAGAUGGUUCAUCUUACUUACCACCACUUGAGUUGCUGUACCGCCUGUUAAGUCCCUAUCACAUGUAUUUCCGCUACGCGGGAGUGGACGCCGAAAGGGGCAUUGCUAAGAACCCGCACAUUCUACGAAUCCCAUUACCAUUAGGUUACCAUUUUCACUUACUACCAAGACGUGAACGCCAAACAAUAGUCGAUUAUCGCUCAGAUUGGGUCAUGUGAUCCUUCAGAAGCAGAACUUUCUUCUGAUUGGUUGAUCUCUACGCGAGACAGAGCUGCAACCUAAACAUUUCCGGCGAGGUUUCAAAAACUCCCGCGCAGCCGCAACAUUGUUUCCGUAGCUGGGCGGGACUUCACUUCAGGCGCGGCUCUUUUUUACUAGGAAUCCUCCCGUUUAAACCAGUGCUACCAGAAUCUCAUUUCUCUAAAAAGUCCCAUCUAGCAGGUAAUGUCGUUAGAUGUGAUAACCCCUUUAAAUGACUAUCAGCAUUGUACUCAAUUGGUGGAGCAUUCUGUUGUCGUGGAUCUCUAUGAAAUAUUAAAAUUUGUAGCAGAACUUAUAAAGUUACUUCGGAAGAUGGGUACUUGGGACCUUAGGUUAUUAAAGAGACCCUGUCAAGACUGUGCUGAAUGAGGAUUUUGAUAAUGUUUUAAGCAUUUGUGAUUCUGAGUUUACAGAGACCAUUUACUCUAGAAAUCAGUGGUAACUUGGAUAUAAGAAGUUUAUCAGAUGCAUUAUACGGAACAAUAUUUACGGGGUAUAUUAAUGUACAUCAUAUGUGCUGUUCACAUAUUUGCAGAGUUCCUAUGUUAUAUUUGUUUGUCACAUUCAUAGUAGUCACUUGUGCUAUUCACUUAUUUACAAUUCGCUUACAAUUCACUUAUGUAUAAUCUGCCUGAUACUGAAGGUGACGCUGUGAAAUACAAAUCAGUUUGUAGAGCUGAAAAUUUAUGUCUUUAAUUGAAAAACAUGUGGGAUUUACUAAUAUACAGAGCACCAUUUUAUAUCUGCUUGGCAUUUUGUACCGGUUACUGGUACAGAAAACUUGAAGAUGAGGCUAGAAAACAUAAAGUUCAUUAUAACACCACUCAGCUGCUAGAUCUGUGCUAACACCAUUUUUUUUUUGUUUGUUUUAUGAGACAAUCAAGAAUGGAGGUUCUGGAGUAUUUCUGACUGGCCCAGGCGAUACUGCUUAUUAACACAAUCCUGGCGUUAACUUCAUUGUCUCUAACUUCACUUGCGAGCUUUUGGCAGUAGAAGAGGCCUUGACAUGCAUAGAUCUCUUCCCAUUUCGGAGCAGGCAAAAGUAAUUGCUGCCUUAUGAGACUGAAAGGCAGCUCUAUAGGCAAUUCUGAAUGGAAACUCCCUGAUCAUCCACGGUAUUCACUUUCGCCUAAGAGAGCUUCAAAAGUUAGAUAAGGUCUGUAUUCUUCAAUGGUUGUCAGCGCAUGUCAGAAUUACAGGUAACGAGGACACGGAUAAGCUGGCAAACGAAUUUCGAAAUCUCAGCAAAAAUAAUAACGUAAAUAUCACCUUAUCGCUUUUCUUUUGGUCUGGAGGUCUGUACCAGCAUCGCCUAAUCAUCACAACAGCAAAUAGGAACCUUUAUAUCAAAGCACAGAAGAGAUCUUUGCCUUUUUUUUUUUUUUUUUUUUUCUCAAGACAUCUUCGCUAAAAUAUUUUCGGGAUAACAGAUUCAAGUUUAAAUUUGAGUUUGACUCUACUUUAAAUCUGAGGCAAAAAAUCUAGUAAAAAUAUCAAGAUUAGCAUUGUUUUCGGAAAUGCAUCUCUGUCGGGCGGAAAAAUCAGACAUACGAUGAACUAGAAUUAAAUUAAAAAAGUAUUAUUUAUUUUUGAUAUUUAUAUAAUUGUUUUAAAAACGU